AUGGCAGGAGCGAGAGUUGGGACCGCCUCCCUCCAUCUGCUCCCCCUCACGAGCCUCAUCAGCCGAACGACCUCAUCGCCCUCUCACGGCUCAAAGCGAACCUCCAAUGGGUCCAGACUGAGCAUUAGGCAGACAACCCGAUUGUCGCCUCCCCCCUCGCUCCUCUCCUUCCCGCCCUUUCGAGCUUCCUUCCCUCGGUUGACUCAGGACCGCGAUGGCCGACAUUCUUCUCGACAUCCUCGGGACUUUCCUCGACGGCCUGCUCACAUCCUUCUCCUCCACCCGAACGGUCUUCUCAGCAGAAUGUGGAGCAGCAUGUUGUCCCUGCGCGGCACCUUGUUGUAG
Messenger RNA from Rhodotorula toruloides NP11, 345 nucleotides. RefSeq lists its product as uncharacterized. NCBI's taxonomy places the organism in Eukaryota, Fungi, Basidiomycota, Microbotryomycetes, Sporidiobolales, Sporidiobolaceae. The record is from RefSeq and is a predicted model, not a curated record. The transcript is spliced from 4 exons. The coding region runs from base 1 to 345 and encodes 114 amino acids.